AUGAUGAGAGCACGGCUAGUGCUGGUCUUCCUGGCCCACCAUCUCCACCGGAGGCUUUGCAACAACCGAGACCGCCAGCAGAAAAUCCACUGCUUGCCUCGGCCUGUGGCACUCCUGAUUCAGCCGUAUGUACUUUUUCACUCCGUAUUCCUCUUCUUGCUUCUGGAGUCAUGCAUGCAGAUGUGGGACCUGAUGCAAGCCACCAAUUGGCUGGAUGCGGAGAACUUUCCCCGGUGGCCGUUUUCAAGAAGGCCCCGGAUGGCUGAGAUCAGUCGGACGGUGGAGGUGCUCCGCUGGAUGGCCAUCGCCAGCCCCGUGGUGAUCGUCGUCACGGCGGUGGUGACCCUUCGCCAUCUCUGGCUCCAUCACAUUGUGCACCAGCGAGCCUUCGACCAAGACUUGCGGUGGUACCCGUCCCACAGCCACGACCUGGCGAUGCAAGUGGCCACCAUGCCGUUGAUUUAUGGCGUGUUUGCCUUUGAUUGCGUGAUUCAGACGCUGGUGCUGAUGACUGGCUGCGCUUUCAUGGAAGGUGCCGUAUCUGACAAUGUUUUAGAAAUGACAAGGCACCUGACUCAAGAGCGGUAUAGCACAAACUUGGAGCUUGCAGACUUGUACGAAGCCUGGGCCCUCUACAACUUUGGCCGCUUGUGCCUCAUGCGGAUUCGACGCCAGAUCCGCCAAGAGAUUCCACUGUUGCGAACGUCACUUGCAAGCCUGGAUCGGCUGAAGCAAGAGGACCUCCGCAUUUUCAGAGAUCCCGAGCGCUUUCUGUUCCGCCCACUGGAAGUCACAACGGGUAUCGGCGUGAAAAUCUUUGUCUACACCUGUGCCGUAAAAUCAUUGUUUGCACUUACCAUUACAUUCUUGGCAGAUGAGCCCUUUCACAUCAAACUUUGUGACAAAGCUCCGUGGGCGUGUCAACUGCUGCCCCACAUGGACGGAGCAGCCUUUGUGACAUCAACGAUUGCAAUUCUAAGCUUAAUCGCCAUUGAACAUGGCUUCCACGAGAUCUUGCGACUACAAGGUUUCGAUCCACUGCCUAAGUUCCUUGGAGUCAAGGCGCUGGUGUCGGUGACGUGCCUCCAGGGCUUGGCCAUGAGCUUCGUGCAGCGCCAAAAUCUGCUGAAGUCCGACGAGGCCGCCCUCUGCAACGCAUGUUUGCUGUGCUUCGAGCUGCUUCCGCUGUCUCUGCUCACGAGCCGCGCGUGGAAACCCAGCCGCGGGGACUGGUACGAGGCUGAUGGCCUUGUAGGCCUUAGCCUUGGAGGCCUUGGAGUCGACGGGGUCGACGGGGUCGACGGGGUCGCCUCCGUGCCUUCGGUGCUGCCUUCGGUGCCGUCCCUUGCAUCGGCCCGGAUCGGCGCGCUCUGGCGGGAGAAUCGGCGGGGCAGCUGCGGCCACGGAGGGGGCCGCCUUGCCGGGGAAGGCGAGUGGGCCGAGAGUUACGCGGUGCUCGGGAAGGAGGAAUCUCACGAGUUGGUCAG
This is a messenger RNA of Effrenium voratum, 1487 nucleotides long. NCBI's taxonomy places the organism in Eukaryota, Dinophyceae, Suessiales, Symbiodiniaceae. The record is from the annotation of a GenBank genome assembly.